Molecule: messenger RNA, 1323 nt
Organism: Gastrolobium bilobum
Lineage: Eukaryota; Viridiplantae; Streptophyta; Magnoliopsida; Fabales; Fabaceae
Product: stemmadenine O-acetyltransferase-like
Exons: 1
Coding region: 1-1323 (440 amino acids)
Source: RefSeq, a predicted model, not a curated record
AUGGAAAUGGAAUUAAUAUCCAGAGAAUUCAUCAAACCCUCUACACCUACACCUUCUCACCACAGAAUCCAUCCCCUCUCUUUCAUAGAUCAUAUAGUUGCUCGUAACUACGUGCCAGUAGUUUACUUCUACACAAACGAGGGCUCUGAAAAUGAUGAUAAUAACCAAGGAUCCAAAAUAUCAAUGCUCAAGAAAUCCUUAUCUGAAGUUCUAUCCAUAUACUACCUUCUUGCUGGUAGGUUCAGAGAUAAAACUUCCAUUGAUUGCAACGACCAAGGGGUGUUAUUGCUGGUCACAAGGAUCAGAAGCAAGCUAUCUGAGAUCCUCCACAACCCCAUUAAUGAAGCAAUAUUGAACCCUUUGUUCCCAGAUGAAUUGCAGUGGAAGGACAUGGGUUCAAGUGCAAGUAUAGUUGCCAUUCAAAUCAACUCUUUCGAAUGUGGAGGAAUAGCUAUCAGCGUGUGUAUGUCUCACAAAGUUGGUGAUGCUUCCGCUCUUUUCAACUUUGUCAAUGACUGGGCCAUCAUGAACCGAAAAUCUAGUGAUGAAGAAGGAGAGUUAUUAAUACCCUCCCCUGUGCUUGAUGCUGGAGCUUCAUUAUUCCCACAUGGGGAUUUACCAGAUUUACCUGAAACUCUGUUUAUGUUACGAAACACUGUAUGCAGAAGGGUUGUGUUUGAAGCCUCGAAGAUCGAGUCCCUCAAGGCAAUGGUUUCAUCUCACAAUAAGGUGGAAAACCCUUCACGUGUUGAAGUUGUUAUUGCACUAAUUUACAAGCGUGCAGUUUCUGCUUUGAGAUUAAAUAACAACACACUUUUGCGAGUUGCUGCAAACCUCCGCAGAAGAAUGGUUCCUCCACUUCCUGAUAAGUCUAUAGGUAACUGGGUUUGGUCCUUUCCUGUGUCCUGUGACACAGGGGAAGCAGAGUUGCAUGAUUUGGUGAGCAAAAUGAGAGAAGGGUUAUCAGAGUUUUGUGACAAAAAUGUGAAAAACUUUGGGGAUUUUUCAUUUGUGUGUGAGUUCUUAAAACAAGCUACUUCUUUACCAAAACCAAAAGAAACAAGUUCAAAUGCUUCUAACCAGGUGAAGCCUUUAGCUAUGUUUUUCUUUGCGAGCUGGUGUAGGCUCCCAACCUAUGAAGUGGACUUUGGGUGGGGUAAGCCAAUAUGGGUGACAAGUAUUGGUUCUCCAGUGAAGAAUAGUGUAGUUUUGAUGGAUACAAAAGAUGGGAAUGGGAUUGUAGCGCUUGUGAAUAUGGAUGAGCAAGACUUGGCCAUAUUUGAACGUGAUGUGGAGCUCCUUCAAUAUGCAUCUCUUAAUUAG